Molecule: messenger RNA, 2262 nt
Organism: Prunus armeniaca (apricot)
Lineage: Eukaryota; Viridiplantae; Streptophyta; Magnoliopsida; Rosales; Rosaceae
Source: the annotation of a GenBank genome assembly
AUGGAACCGGGGUCGAGCUCAGAGCCACUGGACAAGGCUGAGAGGGAGAGGGGACCGAGGGGUGGUGCUGCAAUAGGCUCUGUUGAACCCAAGAUCUCGGCUUUUGUGCCGAGGAGGGAUCACAAUCCAAGAGAGCUGAGAUCUUGGGCCAAAAGAACUGGGUUUGUCUCUAAUUUCUCUGGGGAGACAGCUACUAGUGGCAGUGUGAGAAAUGAUAGUGCUGGGUUUGGUUUGGAGACGGGUUUUGAUGAGAGAGGUGGUGGCGGGUCGUCUCCAAAAAUCGAGAUUGAUCCGGUUUUGGGCCGAACUAAGCCCAGUAAAGGGAUUGAGAUUGAGCCAGCUACUGGUCCUGGACAUGGAGGGGUGAGGAAUGAGAGAGAUGAAACAGUGCGGGGUGAGAGUAAGAGGAGGAGGACUGAGAAUGAGCCUGUUUUGGGUGCUAAAGAUGAUGAUAGAAGAGACUGUGUCAAUGGAAAUGAGAAUAGGAAUGGAAGUGGGAAUGGGAAUGGGCAUGGAGUCACACCAGUUGCUUCAGCAGCUGAGCCGAAGAUAAUUGAUGAUGAGAAAUAUGAAAGAGAUGUAGAGAUGAAUUAUCCAGAUGGUGAAGAACCUGUUCAUGGAGGGUGGGGGAGACCGUCUGCAAUGAAGAUUGGAUUGAGAGAAAAUCCGGGUUUUGUUCCACUAAUGUAUUACGGUCUGCAGCACUAUUUAUCACUGGCUGGGUCCCUUAUAUUCAUCCCCCUGAUCAUUGUACCGGCCAUGGGUGGAACAGAUAAGGAUACCUCCACGGUGAUUUCAACAAUGCUGCUGGUUUCUGGAAUGACAACAAUACUGCACACUUACUUUGGAACUCGACUUCCAUUAGUUCAAGGAAGUUCAUUUGUAUACUUGGCACCGGCACUAGUUAUCAUGAAUGCUCAGGAAUUUCGAAAUCUUACGGAGCAUAAAUUUAGGCAUAUAAUGAGAGAACUGCAAGGAGCUAUAAUUAUUGGUUCGAUAUUUCAGAGCCUCCUGGGAUUUAGUGGUUUAAUGUCUUUAUUGCUGAGAUUGAUACAUCCCAUUAUUGUUGCACCAACAGUUGCUGCAGUAGGUUUAGCGUUUUUUAGCUAUGGCUUUCCACAAGCUGGGAGUUGUGUGGAAAUUAGUGUUCCGCAGAUACUUUUGAUUCUCAUAUUCACCCUGUACCUUCGAGGCGUAUCCAUCUUUGGGCAUCGCUUUUUUCAGAUUUAUGCGGUUCCCUUAAGUGUUAUGAUCAUAUGGACUUAUGCAUUCUUUUUGACAGCCGGUGGAGCAUACGAUUACAAAGGCUGCAGCCCUGAUAUACCUAGUUCAAAUAUCCUAAUAGAUGCUUGCAGAAAGCAUGCAUAUACUAUGACACAUUGCAGGACCGAUGUUUCAAAUGCAUGGAGAACUGCUGCAUGGGUCAGGAUUCCAUACCCUUUACAGUGGGGUCUGCCUAUCUUCCAUUUCAGGACUUCCAUUAUCAUGAUUUUUGUGUCGCUCGUAGCAUCAGUUGAUUCGGUUGGAACAUACCACACUGCAUCUGUGCGUAUUAAUUUGCAGCCUCCAACGCCAGGAAUUGUCAGCAGAGGAAUUGCAUUGGAGGGUUUCUGCAGUAUAUUGGCUGGAAUUUGGGGUUCAGGUACUGGGUCAACAACCUUGACAGAAAAUGUACAUACGAUUAACAUAACGAAGGUGGCAAAUCGCAGGGCCGUGGAACUUGGAGCAGUUUUCUUAAUCUUUUUCUCGUUUAUAGGAAAAGUGGGUGCCAUUCUUGCCUCUAUACCAUUGGCCUUGGCUGCUUCAGUACUGUGCUUCACGUGGGCCCUUGUUGUGGCAUUGGGUCUCUCAACUUUGCAGAAUAGUAGUCAAGCAGCAAGUUUUAGAAACAUAAUGAUCGUUGGUGUUUCAUUGUUCCUCGGUUUAUCUAUCCCAGCGUAUUUUCAACAGUAUCAACCCGAAUCCAGCCUCAUACUGCCUAGCUAUUUUGUUCCCUAUGGAGCAGCAUCUAAUGGACCACUCCAUACGGGCAUUAAACAACUUGACUUCAUUAUAAAUGGACUACUGUCUUUGAACAUGGUGGUGACAUUUCUAAUAGCAUUCGUACUAGAAAACAGUGUUCCAGGCAGCCGGCAGGAGCGAGGGGUUUAUAUAUGGUCACGUCCAGAAGACAUCUCAACCGAUCCAUCUUUGCUUGAAGAUUAUUCCUUGCCAAGAAAACUUUGCAGAUGUCUUUGCCGGGAAAAACAUCUAGGUGUGUGA